This is a messenger RNA of Papaver somniferum (opium poppy), 975 nucleotides long. RefSeq lists its product as uncharacterized. NCBI's taxonomy places the organism in Eukaryota, Viridiplantae, Streptophyta, Magnoliopsida, Ranunculales, Papaveraceae. The coding region runs from base 8 to 934 and encodes 308 amino acids. The record is from RefSeq and is a predicted model, not a curated record. The transcript is spliced from 3 exons.
UAAUGUUAUGCCAUGGAGGAUUUUUCAGGUUUGCAGGGUGUUGGACCAUAGAGUGGAAUCUUGUAUUCAGGGUGAAGUAGUUUUGGUGAGUGAAUCUCCAUCUGUCAAUGAAGAUGGUGCUGAAGUUUGGAUAGAUGUUGGUCAUGUGGGUCAUAGUGGACAUGCAUAUAUGAGUAAUCAUGGGGUAAGCAAAGCAACAAUCGUUGCUCUUCAACUUGAGGAAGCAAGAUAUUCGAUAGUAGGAAUUGAUGAGGAGGUUCCGGUGGCUAUUCAUGGGGAAAGUGGGGUUGUUUUACCUCCUACUGUGGGGUUAUCUUAUGCUGAUAUGGGGAUGAAUUCAGGGGAGUUAACACUCAUUGCGGAUCAAAUGGUGUUAGAAACAACAAGAAGAUUUGAAGAUAAGAAAAUGGCUGAUGAGAGGAACAAAAUUAAAGGGAAGGCUAAAGUUGUUGUUGAUCCAGUGGGUGAGAUUAUCUCCUAUACUUUGAAGUAUGAGCAUUCUAAUGGAAAUCUAGUAAUUUGUGAAGGAGGUAAUAAGGUGGAUCUGGAGGAGGCGAUAAAGCGCCUAAAUGAAGCUAAAGGGUACCAAUUAAAAUCCCGAAAUCUAUUGGAUUUCUCUCUGAACAUAGUGGAACCUGAAAGAAAGAGGAGGAAGUACAAAAGGAAGGUUCAUGUGGUGGAUGUGAUUGCCAAAAAGUCUAAGGUGUAUCAGAACCCUAUGCUACCUGAAGAUGAUCCCAAUGAUCCCAAUAUAAUUCUGGCUAAUCCUCAAAUGAUUAGUAUUCUUGUUCAACAUCAUGAUGAUCCUUUUGAUAUGUUCAAUGAAUACGUCAAUCAUUUUCCUACGAGUCCAUGUCUGAACCAAGCUGCUGGAAUCAGUGACGAGAUGAUACUCUCUGCUCAUAACAACAACCAGGUGUUUUUGGAAAAAUAAGGUUUUGCGGCGAAAGUGACUGAAUAUGUGGCAUUUGGACC